Tigriopus californicus is the source of this 582-nucleotide messenger RNA. RefSeq names its product larval cuticle protein LCP-17-like. Bases 1 to 582 code for a protein of 193 amino acids. Lineage: Eukaryota; Metazoa; Arthropoda; Copepoda; Harpacticoida; Harpacticidae. The record is from RefSeq and is a predicted model, not a curated record. Gene Ontology annotation, cellular component: chitin-based extracellular matrix. Gene Ontology annotation, molecular function: structural constituent of chitin-based larval cuticle. The transcript has 2 exons.
AUGAAUAAAUUCGUCGCCGUUCUUUCCCUUAUCGUGGCUGUGGCCUCAGGUGCACGCAUUCCCCGUGACUCGGGAUACUCCCAGAGUGGAUCCCAGAGGGGCAAUGCCCAUGCUCAAGCUCCCAUUGGUAUUGUCUCUUCAGUCUACAAUGGCCCCACCGCCGAGUCGCAGAACUUUGACUUUGCCUUUGAGACAGAGAAUGGCAUCCGGCAAGAGGCCACUGGAGAGAUGAAGACCAUUGAUGACACCGAGGUGGUCGUGAUGCGUGGCAGCUACACCUAUUUGGAUGCCGAGGGUCGUGAUGUGACCGUGACUUGGGAGGCCGAUGAGAAUGGUUAUCGUGCUGAGUCUGACAUUUUGCCCGUGGCCCCAGAGAUCCCAUUUGAAGAGCAACGCCAGGCUGUGGCCGCUCAAAUUGCCUUUGCCCAACAAGAGGAACAAGCCGCCGCUGCCUCUUCCACUUCCAACAGAUACGCCCCUGCUCCUGCCAACAGCUACUCUGCUGCGGCUCCAGCCGCUCCCACCAGCCAAUACGGUGCUGCUGCUUCUGCUCAACCCACAUACACGCAAUACAACUACUAA